AUGCUUAUCUCCAACUUAUCAGCCCAGGAUUCUGAGGUACUCAACCUGUGUGAGGAGAUUUGGCAGUGGAGACUCUCAGAAAGUCCUGAAGUGGCUACUUAUUAUGGAUUUCAUCAGUUUGAUGAUUUGUGGGAUGAUCUUAGUGAAGAAGCUUACAUUCGAAGAGAAGCAUGUGUACAGGAUUUCUUGAAAAGAGCUGAAUCUUUGGACACAGAGUCCUGUAGUUCUGAAGUGAAACUGAGCUACAACUUACAGGUGGCAGACCUGAAAUUGUACUUGCAAGGAGCACCAUUUAGAAGCUACUUGAUUCCAGUGACAUAUUCAGAAGGGAUCCACAACAUUUGUCAUUUGAUAAUUUCAUACAUGAAAUUUGACACAGAAGAAGAUUUUCACAAAUACAUAAGUAGGCUGGAGAGACUUCCGGCUAGGAUACAACAUAUGAUCCCUGUUCUACGCAGGGGUAUAGAAGAAGGAAUUGUGGCCUUCUCUGGAACUGUGGAUGUGAUACCUAAUCAAAUAGAAAAGAUGUUAGCCACAUCUGUUGAAGACCUUGGUUUAAUGCAGCCAUUUAAAGUUGACCAUCCUCGAAUACCUGAUGAUAAAUUGGAGGAGUUUAAAAUCAAAGCCAAAGAAUUAAUUAUCUCUGGGAUUUUUCCUGCACUUGGCAGUUUGAAAACUUACUUUAAAGAGGAAUAUUUCAAUCAUCUAAGACCUAAAGAAAGCAUUGAUACAGUAAAAGGUGGAACUGGUUGGUAUCAGCAAGCGUUGAACUUUUACCUUACCUGUCCUAUGACCCCGCAAGAAGUGCACAAUAUAGGCCUUCAGGAAGUUUCUCGUAUCCGAGGGCAGAUUAUGAAACUUGCUGCUGAAGAAAAGCUUGGACAGACAUUUUCUGAAAUCUCUGACUCAGUGAGCCAGAGGUUUCAAAAAUUCUUUCAUUCAAAGGAACAUGUGCUAGAAUAUGUGCAGGAUAUAUGUUACAGGAGAAUUAGACCAAAACUAUCAUUGUGUUUUAAAAACCUUCCUCCAUCCCCAAUGAAAGUUUCACUGCCACCAGAUUAUCUCAGCGAGAUGCCUGGGGGUUUAUAUCUUACGGGAACACCUGAUGGCUCAAGAGAAGGGUGCUUCUACAUCAACAGCUAUGACUAUGAACACUGUCUCCCACUGCAGCUGAUGGCUCUGAGUCUACACGAAGGAGAGCCUGGGCAUCACCUACAGGGAGUCUAUGCCCUUGCGUCCACACACCUACCAAAUUUCCGCAGGUACAUUGGAGACAUGAAAUACCACAUAGCACCAGCCAGAUUUGGCUGCAACACUGCCUAUGCUGAAGGCUGGGGUUUGUAUGCAGAGUCUCUUGGGGAAGAACUGAACUUAUAUGAAGACAGCAUCGAGUUGUUGGGCCGCUAUAAAUUUGAGAUUUUUAGAGCUGCAAGACUGGUUGUGGAUACUGGGAUCCAUGCAUUUGGCUGGAGCAAGGAAGAAGCAAUUCAGUACCUGACAGAGAACACACUGUCUGCAGCAUCUUCCAUCAGUAAAGAAGUGGAUCGGUACAUCACCCUACCAGGACAGGCCUGUGCAUACAAAAUUGGAGAGAUUAAAAUAUGGGAACUAAGACGAAAGUCAGAGAAGGAGUUAGGUGAGAAGUUUGACAUUAAAGAGUUCCAUCAUCGAAUACUGUCAUGUGGAGCUGUUCCUGUGUCUGUUCUGGAGAUGUUGGUGGAUCAGUACAUUGCAGAAACUAAACUUGCAGAAUGA
Candidula unifasciata is the source of this 1755-nucleotide messenger RNA. Lineage: Eukaryota; Metazoa; Mollusca; Gastropoda; Stylommatophora; Geomitridae. The record is from the annotation of a GenBank genome assembly.